AUGGCGCCAUUGCUUCGAUCGCGGCGGAAGAACCUCGCGUGCCACUACUGCGGUCGCAGAUCAGACCUGCAAUUCAACGGCCAGUCGUCAUUCGACUGCAAGUAUUGCGAUGCGACAAAUUGGCUAGAUGAGCAAGGAGGCAUCGCGGACCCCCCGGCCACGAGCUUGACAUCAGACGGUGGCAGUCCGGCACCGCGCUUCAUACCGAGAACAAUACGCCAGCGCUCGAUGUCUCCGACCUCGAGACCUGUCGCAUCCCCCACCACGAGCGGGUCCAUAUUCUGUGCAAAAUGCCAGAGAAAUCAGGAGAUCUUGACCUCAGUUCUCAAGGAGUACGAGCUCCCAGAUGAUCCUCGCGACCCCGAGUAUGCGGUGCGAGUCAAGAAAUUUGGCCCAUACAAGCGUGGCUUUGAGGCACGAUAUCCGCAGGUGUGCGCUGAAUGCGAACCAAAAGUCCAGCAACAACUACAGAAAGCGAGCUACACGGCGAAGACUGAUUACCUUCGGCGGAUGAUGGACCGCACCAAGGCUCAUCGCCACGAAGUCAAGAAGCGAGGCGCCUUGGACUAUGUUGACCUCGCCGGGAGGUGGACAUGGCAAGCGGCCUUGAUCCUGCAGCUUGUCUGGCACGCCACAGUCCUCUGCUGUCUGCUUGCGGAGCAUGAGGGCGGCACACCCAAAGAACAUUGGUCCAUUGCUUACUUGCGCAAAGCAUCGCUGCUCGUCUCGACAAGAUUCCCUCACCAAGACCGCUUCGUGUCUUGGGCAUUCAACCUAGGGCUCCGCCAGUGGUAUAGCUACCAAGUUGGCUUUGUUUUGAUCAGAUGUGUGUGUUUGUUCAUAUCUCAGUAUAAGGACGCAAAAGGCAUAACAGCCAUGAAUCAACUGGGUGCUCAUCUUUUUAUUGCCGGUUUCACAAUUUACGUUUAUAGGGUGGCCGGCAAGUCGAUACGAACGGAUAAUACCCCUUUGUUUGGUUCCCAUGCAUCGACGAGAUCCAAUUUCCAAGUAUCACCACCUCCUAGACCCCGCGAGUUUACCAACGACCUCGGCGGCAUACUUGAUGAGAUCUCGUUCUCGGCAAAUGAAAAUGCACCCAAACCAAGCACGUCAUUCUCCAGCACGAACCCUGCUUCAUCAUUUGGCAGCCAAGGCAGCACACUGGGCUCUUCGUCCAUAGUACCCGUAAAGCCAUACCGCCGUGAUCUGGGCAUCGGCUCGCUGGGGCUUGCAGAUACCCCAACAACGCCGCAGCAGCAAGAUCAGUCGAUGCAAUACGGGGAGGAAAUGGACUGGUCCCCUUCUGGUUCUCAACAUCGAGCCUUCAGCACCCAUAACCCAUACAAGGUUAAGAAUCCCAAUCCUCGAUUCAACGACCUGCCAAUAGAGCCCAAACCAGGCGCAUUCUGGUACAAAGUGCCACCCGCGCCUGUCAAUCCCGCACAGAAGCUUCGAAAUCCCCCGAUGAAACCCAUCAUCAGGGAGAGCCCCAAGGAAGCGCCGGAAAACUUCUUCAAGAAGCCCGCGAGAACACUUGAUCUUGGGUCAAAUCCUAGGAACGAGUCAAGCUUUACACUAAGAGACCCGCAGUUCUAUGCUCCGGGGCCGAAGAACGAUCCUACAGAUGGGCUUUCCAAUAUGAUGGGGUCUUUCAGUAUCAGUCCGAGCCCGGAUGAUCGCGCGGCGGCCACAAGGAGAAAUGCGGGCAGCAGUGCACUCGCGGCGAAUGGCGUUCCCGCGGAGGACCCGAACAGGACGAAGGGCCGGAUGGCCGAGCUGAUCAUCUUGUUUGCAGCUCUUUGGACCUGGGUCACGGCACUUGGGACACCUGAAACGUAUGGCCCAACACUCGCUCUGGGUGCUAUGGGCGCCUGUCUCCUCAUCUCGAUGCGAUUGACGCUCGACCUCCACGUCGAUGCCCAAAUCAAGGAUGGAGAGAAGUACUCUGUUCUUCGCCUUUCAUGGCCGAAUCUUUGCGCGCAUCUGGGGAUGAUACAGGUGGUGGCGUCUUUGGUACUGAUGUGGCGGAUCUGGUCUAGCAGCGAGGGUCACAUUACGUGCGGUGUGCACGGAAACGCGCUCCUGGGCGUUGUUGUGGCACAUCAGGUUUGGCAAGUAUUUCUUUGA
This is a messenger RNA of Neoarthrinium moseri, 2127 nucleotides long. RefSeq lists its product as uncharacterized. Gene Ontology annotation, cellular component: mitotic spindle pole body; chromosome, centromeric core domain; microtubule organizing center attachment site. Gene Ontology annotation, biological process: nuclear inner membrane organization. The transcript is spliced from 4 exons. The record is from RefSeq and is a predicted model, not a curated record. Lineage: Eukaryota; Fungi; Ascomycota; Sordariomycetes; Amphisphaeriales; Apiosporaceae. Bases 1 to 2127 code for a protein of 708 amino acids.